This is a messenger RNA of Solanum dulcamara, 2590 nucleotides long. Its product is annotated as scarecrow-like protein 21. Lineage: Eukaryota; Viridiplantae; Streptophyta; Magnoliopsida; Solanales; Solanaceae. Gene Ontology annotation, molecular function: sequence-specific DNA binding; DNA-binding transcription factor activity. Gene Ontology annotation, cellular component: nucleus. Gene Ontology annotation, biological process: regulation of DNA-templated transcription. The record is from RefSeq and is a predicted model, not a curated record. Bases 772 to 2385 code for a protein of 537 amino acids. The transcript is spliced from 2 exons.
GCUAAAUUCUGUUGUUAGGUGGUAAGCUUCAGUUCUUUGUAGCUUUUAGAAAGCAUCUGAGAUUGUUUUUUUUUUGUUCUGUGGAUGUGAAUUAUUUAUUUGCCAGUAAAUCUGAGAGGAGUUCAAUGAAUUCUUGUUUGCAAUGGUAAAAAUUGGGGCUUUCAGUCUCUAUAUGGAAGAUCUACAAGGCCAAGACAGUGGAUAGUGGGGACCUUCACCCCUAGUCCCUAUACCUUUUUUUAAAAAAAUAAUGAAAAGAAAAGGCUGCAACUUUGGUUAAAGUGCUUUAAUUUGAUAUGAUGAAGGGUAUAAGUUCAGCUUAAAUGAAGCUGUGGAUAUUUAAUUAGCCAACCCCAACUUGUUUAGGACCGAGAGGUAGUUUUUUUUUCCUUCCUUUCACCUCUCCGUAGGAGCUCCUCCUUUGCACCCUUGGUGAAUUGAUGCACCAACCUUUUGGUUGGAGGUGGAGGGUACUUUUCAUCUGAGCUACCCCCUCUUAUCGAGAGGUAGUUGUUGUAUUGGUUUAAGUGCUUUAAUUUGAUAUGAUGAAGGGUAUGAGUUGAGCUUAAAUGAAGCUAUGGGGAUUCAAUUAGCCGCCUCAACUUGUUUGGGACUGGGAGGAUAUUUGGAUCAUUGAAAUGUGUUGUGGAUGUGAAUGUUAAAGCUUGGAGCUGGAGAACUUUUUGUUGACGAGGCCGGGUGUAUGCUGGAAUUUUUCCUAUUGUAUUCUGGAUAUAUAUGAUAUGCUAAACCGGUAGAUAAUAUUUCACAAUGAGGCCUUCUCAAAACCCUGAGGAUAUCAACGAGUUUAACAGAUUCUAUAACCAACCCAUAGAGUAUCAAGAUUCCUUUUUCCUCCCUUCCAUUAACAAUCUGAACAACAACCAAUCGUUCUAUGCUGAUGUCUCUGCCUUAAAACCUGACCAACACUGCUAUGUUGAAUCAUCCACGGGAAAUUCUAGUGAACUUGUUUCCCAUUCACCUCCUAUUGUUAAUUUCAAUCCCAUGAUGCACCAAGGUUCAGAUUCAUGUCGUUCAGAUAUGUAUCAUUCUCCUGAUGAUACAUUUCAAUCGUCGGGUAACAGUUCGUGCUACACUAGUGAUGUUACUGACCUGAAGCUCAAGUUAAGGGAACUUGAAACUGCAAUGCUGGGGCCAGAUUCAGAAAGCUUGGAAUCAUAUAAUACUAUUUCCGUAGCUGCAGCCAAUCAAGUUUCACCGGAGUCAGAUAAAUUGGUUGGAAUGAUGGAGAUGAUGCCUAGCGGAGACUUGAAAGAAGUGCUAAUUGCUUGUGCUAAAGCAAUAGCGGAGAAUAAUUUGAUUACAGCUAAAUGGUUAAUGUCAGAACUACGCACAGUGGUAUCCGUUUGUGGGUCUCCAAUACAACGUUUAGGAGCCUAUAUGCUGGAAGGUUUAGUUGCCAGAUUGGCCUCCUCGGGAAGCUCCAUCUACAAGGCCUUAAGAUGCAAAGAGCCUACUAGUGUUGAGCUAUUCUCGUACAUGCACUUGCUUUACGAAAUCUGUCCAUACUUCAAGUUUGGAUAUUUGUCAGCAAAUGGUGCAAUUGUUGAUGCCAUGAAAGAUGAGAACUCAAUUCAUAUAAUUGAUUUCCAGAUUGCUCAGGGUAGCCAGUGGAUCACCUUAAUCCAUGCUCUCGCAGCCCGGCCUGGUGGACCCCCAAGAAUCCGCAUCACAGGGAUUGAUGACUCCACGUCAGCUUACGCCAGAGGAGGAGGGAUUGAAAUCGUAGGUCGAAGGUUGUCAAGCAUUGCUGCAUCUUGCAAUGUACCUUUCGAAUUUCAUCCCAUAGCUGCUUCUUGUCCUGAUGUUGAGAUUGAGCAUCUUAAGGUUCGUCCCGGGGAACCAUUGGCUGUGAACUUCGCGCUCGUCUUGCACCAUAUGCCUGAUGAGAGCGUUGGAACUCAAAAUCACAGAGACAGACUUCUAAGGAUGGUUAAAAGCUUAUCUCCCAAGAUUGUUACCUUAGUAGAACAAGAGUCCAACACUAAUACAGCCCAAUUCUUCCCCAGGUUUUUGGAGACACUGAACUACUACCUAUCUGUAUUCGAAUCAAUAGACGUGGCUCUACCUAGGGACCAUAAGGAACGAAUUAACGUUGAGCAACAUUGCUUGGCCCGUGAAAUUGUGAACAUAUUAGCAUGUGAAGGGGCAGAGAGAGUGGAGCGUCAUGAGCUUCUUGAAAGGUGGAGGUCAAGAUUUUCUAUGGCGGGGUUUAAACCAUAUCCGUUAAGCUCCUCAGUGAAUGCUACUAUCAAGACUCUACUGGAGAAUUACUAUCAGAGCUAUACGCUUGAAGAGAGAAAUGGUGUUCUUUAUCUUGGCUGGAUGAAUCGAGAUUUAGUUGCUUCUUGUGCGUGGAAAUAGUGUCUAUCGGAAACAACCUUUCUAUCCUGCAAAGGUAGAGGUAAGGUCCACCUACAUCCUACCGUAAGUAGGUGCAUGUAACUUGUAGCUUAAUAAUGGUAAGAGAUAGUAACACCUUUUUUUUUCCUGUUUGUAUUAAGUUAAAAGCACAGUAAUUUAAUCUUAUGAGGAUCUGUUCUAUCAGAAACUAAUCUCUGUCUUUUUU